CGAGCAGUAGCCACGACCGCCACCACCAGGCAGAGAAAGAGUUCGUGAGGAGGGAGAGACCCUCCUUCCACUUGGAGCGCCUUGUGUCUGCUUUUGGAAAGACAGAAUACAAGAUAAAGGAGGAGACGGAAAGAAGGAGGGGGAAAAGUGAGGAGGGAGAGAGAGAGAGAGGGGAGAAAAAAAAAGACGCGAACAGAGAGGGCCGGAGCGUGCCGGGCGCCCGAGGCGCGGGGGCGGCGGUGCCGAGCCAAGAGCGCUGCCGCUUGGGCAGGUGCCGGGCCGCUGCCUGGAGGCGGCAUGUGACGCGGCCGCAGCUGCCCGCGGGCGGAGCGCUCUCGGACCCGGGAGCGCACACCGCGGGGCAAGUCGGUGCCUCCGGAUCCCCGCGCUGCUGGUGAGAUCGCCGGCGGUAGCCUCGCUUCUGCAAAGACGCGCGAUGAACCGAAGGGCGGCUCCGGGCAUGGGCGUGCGGUCCUAGGACACUCGCUCCCGGAGCGCCGAGCAGGAGGCGACUAAAGGACAGGGGACCCGGCGACCCCCGUGAGUCGAGGAGGCGCGGGCGGCCGGCGUGGGACGGUCACCUGGAGCGCAGCGGCCAGAUCUGAACGGUGAUGGCACACAUUGCAGUUAUGAGUCGCUCAGUGAGCUGUGGAUCGACGGAACGAUAAGCAUGCCUGUCGUGAUGUAUGCCGCGAAGCCUCUUCACUACAUCUGUGUUCUGGUCAGAGGCCAAAUAAAUGACAUUCAGAACUUCUACUGAGGUACUAUAAGCUUUCGUGGUAACAUGGCCCCUGUUUUCCUUCUACAAGAGAAAUUCAGCACACAGCAGAGUCCUUGAUAAAUUGGAUUAGUUUGAUGAUCCCACUUGGAAUAGACUAUGUCAGAGAAUCACAAUGACCUUGCACAAUAACAGUACAACCUCGCCUUUGUUUCCAAACAUCAGCUCCCCCUGGGUACACGGCCCCUCGGAUGCAGGGCUGCCCCCAGGAACGGCCACCCACUUUGGCAGCUACAACAUUUCUCGAGCAGCUGGGAACUUCUCCUCUCCCAAUGGCACCACCAAUGACCCUCUGGGAGGUCACACCAUCUGGCAAGUGGUCUUCAUCGCCUUCUUGACGGGCGUGCUGGCCUUAGUGACCAUCAUCGGCAACAUCCUGGUGAUAGUGGCCUUUAAGGUCAACAAGCAGCUAAAGACCGUCAAUAACUACUUCCUCUUAAGUCUGGCCUGUGCUGAUCUGAUUAUUGGGGUCAUUUCAAUGAAUCUGUUUACUACCUACAUCAUCAUGAACCGAUGGGCUUUAGGGAACUUGGCCUGUGACCUCUGGCUCUCCAUCGACUACGUGGCCAGCAACGCCUCGGUCAUGAAUCUUCUGGUCAUCAGCUUCGACAGGUACUUUUCCAUCACGCGGCCACUCACAUACCGAGCCAAACGAACCACAAAAAGAGCCGGCGUGAUGAUAGGUCUGGCUUGGGUCAUCUCCUUCAUCCUUUGGGCCCCCGCCAUCUUGUUCUGGCAGUACUUUGUUGGGAAGAGAACUGUGCCCCCAGGGGAGUGCUUCAUUCAGUUCCUCAGCGAGCCCACCAUCACCUUCGGCACGGCCAUCGCUGCCUUCUACAUGCCUGUCACCAUCAUGACUAUUUUAUACUGGAGGAUCUACAAGGAAACUGAAAAACGCACCAAAGAGCUCGCCGGCCUGCAAGCCUCGGGGACAGAAGCAGAGGCGGAAAACUUUGUCCACCCCACGGGCAGCUCUCGAAGCUGCAGCAGCUAUGAGCUUCAACAGCAAAGUAUGAAACGCUCGGCCAGGAGGAAGUACGGACGCUGUCACUUCUGGUUCGCCACCAAGAGUUGGAAGCCCAGUGCCGAGCAGAUGGAUGCAGACCACAGCAGCAGCGACAGCUGGAACAACAACGACGCUGCUGCCUCCCUGGAAAACUCGGCCUCCUCCGACGAGGAGGACAUCGGCUCCGAGACGAGGGCCAUCUACUCCAUCGUGCUCAAGCUUCCCGGCCACAGCACCAUCCUCAACUCCACCAAGUUACCCUCAUCGGACAACCUGCGGGUGCCUGACGAGGAGCUGGGGGCGCCGGACUUGGAGAGGAAGGCUGGCAAACUGCAGACCCAGAAGAGCGUGGACGAUGGAGGCAGUUUCCAGAAAAGCUUCUCCAAGCUUCCCGUCCAGUUAGAGUCAGCCGUGGACACAGCCAAGACCUCUGAGGCCGACUCCUCAGUGGGUAAGGCCACGGCCACCCUCCCCCUGUCCUUCAAGGAAGCCACUCUGGCCAAGAGGUUUGCUCUGAAGACCAGAAGUCAGAUCACCAAGCGGAAGCGGAUGUCCCUCAUCAAGGAGAAGAAGGCGGCCCAGACCCUCAGCGCCAUCUUGCUUGCCUUCAUCAUCACCUGGACCCCCUACAAUAUUAUGGUUCUGGUGAACACCUUUUGUGACAGCUGCAUCCCCAAAACCUAUUGGAAUCUGGGCUACUGGCUGUGCUAUAUCAACAGCACCGUGAACCCCGUGUGCUAUGCCCUGUGCAACAAAACAUUCAGAAACCACUUUCAAGAUGCUGCUCUUGUGCCAGUGUGACAAACGCAAGAGGCGCAGGCAGCAGUAUCAGCAGAGACAGUCAGUGAUCUUCCACAAGCGCGUGCCCGAGCAGGCCUCGUAGAGCGGGGUCUUACCAAUCGCGGUGACCAAACGCACGCACG
Molecule: messenger RNA, 2707 nt
Organism: Prionailurus viverrinus (fishing cat)
Lineage: Eukaryota; Metazoa; Chordata; Mammalia; Carnivora; Felidae
Gene: CHRM3
Product: cholinergic receptor muscarinic 3
Exons: 5
Coding region: 894-2585 (563 amino acids)
Biological process (GO): saliva secretion; positive regulation of smooth muscle contraction; G protein-coupled receptor signaling pathway, coupled to cyclic nucleotide second messenger
Cellular component (GO): synapse; plasma membrane; dendrite
Molecular function (GO): G protein-coupled acetylcholine receptor activity; G protein-coupled serotonin receptor activity
Source: RefSeq, a predicted model, not a curated record